AUGAGAAAAAAAGAGCACCGCGUGCACUCCCGUGCCUUUUCUGCACUAGCCAAGUUUGCGGAGGCUUCUGGGCUGGACCCGCCUGCAUACGAUUACAGCUUUCUCUCAGAAGUGCCCUGCGCGCAAUCAGAUCGGAAAAGCCUUGUUUCAGCCAUGAAAGAGCUUGAAGGCCUCAAACUACCAUACAGAGUGGUGCAGGACUGCAUACUAUAUGUGGCCUCUGGGAGAAAAAGAGAGAUAAGCCGCCUGUGCAAAAGGUCCUCUACCGGCGCCCUUUUUGUGUGCAGAGGGCUUCUCAGCGCCCCUGUGCCUGCCUGGCACGCCUCGCUCAUACAUCUUUUCCGGUGCGCUCUUUCGUGCAUGGAGGACAAGCCCUGUGCGGUGGAGGCAGCUGUCACUGCCUCAGUGUCCAUUGAGGAGGCGCUGGGCACGCCAAUACAUGCACAGGCAGAGGCAUGCAUUGCACGCCAGUGCUCAGCCUCCACCAUUAUUGCAGCCAUAACAAGCCUUAUCGCGCGCCCAAAAAGCACAAAAUAUCUGGCAGGCCUGGUUUGUCUAGUGUAUCCUUCGGAAGAGGGGCAGCGCUUCUACGAGUCGCUUUCCGACUGGAACACAGAGGCCUCGGCUCUUCUGCACAUACAUGCGACCGAGCGGCUGUUUAGAGCGCGCACAUUCAAUUCGCUCAACUCGGCCACUGUUUUGGGCGGCCACAUUGAGAGACUGCUUCUCGCAGAAAGAUGGGCCCAUCCUAGGGCGCAAAUUGCCGAUGCGCGCUCUGGCCUCCCGCACAAGCAUAAGCUGUCCAGAGUUCACGCGGGCGCUUUGCACUUCCUGGAGGUUUCUUUCCGGCUGAGAUGGAUUUCGGAAAGAAGGGCUGCGGGCCUGUGCAGCAUAGUGUUUGGCAUUUUUGAAAAAACAAAAGACAUCCGGGCGGCCAGAGCGCUUUCCUAUAUAGUUUCGGCGGCUCCGCUGCGCCACAAAGACUGCUGCUCUGUGUACAUAAACAGCAUCCUGUGCCACGUGGCAUACUUGCUAGGCAAUGAGGGCUGCUGCCAAAGCGGGCACUUCUUGCGGUCAGCCUCCAUUGUGGUGCAAAAUCUAAGCGCAUGCAGCAGCCUGCACAUGUUUGGCUUCUCUGAAGUGCUUGCGCUUUUAAACACCCCAAGCCCCCACAGGGCUGCGUCUCUUCUGAGCAAACUCAUCCACACACCUGCCAUUGUAGGCAGCCUGUUUGAGCAGAUCUGUGACAAUGUGCAGAUUCUGGCGCAUGUCGUGCGCGCGCUUUCUCUUGCUGGCCUAUGCGUGCCCGACAGCCUGGCUCCAAAAUACCUCUCUGUGGUCCAAAGCAUAGACGAAAAGACGUGGGAGACUUUGGAGCCCUGCUCCAUGCUUCUUGCAGGCAUACUUCCAGACAGCAUAAAAGCAGUGGCUGCUGCUCAGCUGCUUUCCUGGGCAUGCGAGCGCUUUCCCGCCCACGCACGCCAGCCAUACCUGUACGGGCUCAUUUCGGGCUGCUGCCCCCAAAUACACGCGCGCGCCUUGCUAGAAAGCGCUGCUUCUUCGAUCCUUUUGCAAAUAAACAGCUGCAGCAGCAUUGGAGAAGCAUACAGCGCACUGUCUGCUGUGGUCAUGCGAGCGUUGUCUCUUGACAGUCAAUUUGAAGAUGCGCCAGUGUUCUCAGAAAUUGUGUUUAGCUUUUCCACGUGGAUAGGCGCGGCUGAGCCGGCUUCUCUCCCCAGCAUAUACGCGUUUGCGCUAAAAGCGAACAGGCAUGCCUACGGGUGGAAAGAGUGGGACAACGCAGUGCUGGCGGCUGUGCAUAGACUGCCUGCGCUUGCUUCCUCGAAAAGCGCGCACGAGGCUGACCUUGUAGGAGAAAUGUGCUCAUGCCGGAUUUUGGAAAAAGUCGUCAGAAAGCUAAUGCAGUAUGCAGAAAAGAAAAAGAUUCGGCCUUCAGCUGUCCGGUCGCUCCAAGCUCUCUGCGUAAAAGGCAGGCACCAUGCAGCAGUUCUAGGGCAUCUCCACAGGGCAUACAUGUCUGCCAGGCACACAAGCUCCACCGCUAUCCUAAGGUCUGUGGGGCAUGUUCUUGUCGUGUCCACAGAAUGUGGAAUGUCGUGUGUAGACCAUGCCUCUUUGCUUGUUUCGAUGUGCGAGGAAGCGCUGAGGUCGUCGUUUCCUUCUGUAAGAAGGGCAGGGCUUUUUCUUGCCAAGUGUGCUAUAGAAAACUGCUGGGGCUGUGCUGAGGGGUACAGAGUUGCGGUCCAUUUGCUGAACUGCUCAUUUCCUUUUAUUCUUGACCCGAAAGCCGAGGCAGGCUUUUUUGGGGUUCUCCAGGCAUGUGCAGAAAGGCUCACGCUAGAGGUUGUCACGGGGUACAUUUUGCCUGGGAUGGUGCAUACAGACAAAAGCAUCCGGAGCGCGCACAGGAAGGCGUAUGCGCAUGUCACCGGCCAGUGUUUCCAGCGGGAGGGCUCUGCUUCUUUGGACGAGCUCUCUCUCUGCAUGUACAACAGCGGCGCUUUUCGAGAAGUCCGUGAGCAGAAAUAA
Molecule: messenger RNA, 2550 nt
Organism: Nematocida major
Lineage: Eukaryota; Fungi; Microsporidia
Exons: 1
Coding region: 1-2550 (849 amino acids)
Source: RefSeq, a predicted model, not a curated record